UGACAUUUUGUCACACACCUUCUCUCUUAAAAUUGGAUCUUUCGCCAAUGGAGAAAUAGAUUUGAUCUUUCUUUGAACAUUUCGUUUUCUCAAUAAAAGACAUUCUCUCUCUCUCUUUCUCCCACCCACCCAACCAACACUUUCUCUCUCUAUACGUAGCGACAAUAAUUCUGGAACCUCCUCUACAUUACAAAAACCCAUUUAUAUACAUACAUACACAUACACAUAACAUUAGAUAUUAUAUAUAAACAUUUACACACUCUUCUUCUUCACACACACACACACACUCUCCAAAAUUUAAGCUCCCAAUCAAAAUCUCUCUUAGGGUUCUUCUUCUUCAAUAAAUUGAGUGACUCUUUAAUUACCAUAAAAAUCCACAGAAAUGGUUAGAGAAGGUGAAGAAGAAGAAGAGAUGAUGAUGAUGAUGGCAACGAAACCUGCAUGGCUUGAAGGUUUAAUGGCGGAGACUUUCUUCUCAAGCUGUGGAAUCCACGAAACUCGCCGUAAAAGUGAAAAGAACGUUUUUUGCUUACUCUGUUGUCUCAGUGUUUGUCCUCACUGUCUCCCUUCUCAUCGCUCUCAUCCUCUUCUUCAGGUGAGACGAUACGUAUACCACGACGUCGUUCGGUUGAGUGAUCUUGAGAAGCUCAUAGAUUGUUCAUAUGUUCAGCCAUAUACAAUUAAUGGAGCCAAAGUGAUAUUCUUAAACCAAAGACAACAAUCACGAGCUAAGGUUUCUUCAAAUGUUUGCUUCACUUGUGAUAGAAUCCUUCAAGAACCAUUCCACUUUUGUUCCCUCUCUUGCAAGGUGGAUUAUUUAUCAUAUCAAGGAGAUGAUUUAUCAAGCAUUCUCUAUAGAAUUGAUGAAUCAGAUUUUACGUUCGAGGGUUUGAGAAUGGACGGACAUGAUCAGCUCGGAGAGAUAUCGACGAUGGAGGAUGGGGAGGAUAUACUGGUAAUUUCAGAUGAAUCUGAGCAAGGUAACAAUAGUCAUAAGAAAGAGAAGAAGAAGAGCAAGAAGAAGAAGCCAGAGAGCAAUUACUUGCCUGGGAUGGUUCUUUCAUCACUUGGUAAUAGAAGAAAAGGUGCUCCUCAUAGGGCUCCUUUUUCAUAAUUAUAAACCAAUAUAACCAUAGGCAAAAAUCAUAUAUAUAUUUUAUAUAAAUAAGCAUUCCAUAUUUAUAUAUGUAGCGUGUUUUAUUUAUUAGGUAUAUCUUGUAACGGGUACGAUAAAAUAAGUAGUACUCUUUAAUCACGAAAAUGUGUUUACUUUUGUGGGGUUUUUUUUUCUUGCUUUUGUGGGUAGUGUCAAAUUAGUUUCUUACUUGUAUUCGUUGAUGAAUUAUUGGUCUCUUCAUGAAUAAAAGAAGUUGUAUGUGAUUUUGGUACUAUAUAAA
This is a messenger RNA of Arabidopsis thaliana (thale cress), 1397 nucleotides long. Its product is annotated as PLATZ transcription factor family protein. Lineage: Eukaryota; Viridiplantae; Streptophyta; Magnoliopsida; Brassicales; Brassicaceae. The transcript has 4 exons. Bases 383 to 1114 code for a protein of 243 amino acids. The record is from RefSeq and is marked reviewed.